This is a messenger RNA of Aethina tumida (small hive beetle), 6742 nucleotides long. RefSeq names its product neogenin (gene fra). Gene Ontology annotation, biological process: cell-cell adhesion. Gene Ontology annotation, molecular function: protein binding. The coding region runs from base 110 to 4576 and encodes 1488 amino acids. NCBI's taxonomy places the organism in Eukaryota, Metazoa, Arthropoda, Insecta, Coleoptera, Nitidulidae. Gene Ontology annotation, cellular component: membrane. The transcript is spliced from 21 exons. The record is from RefSeq and is a predicted model, not a curated record.
CGAGUGCGAGAAUCGUGUGCGAUUGAUGGUGUUACGUUUAUUGCAUUUAAAAUGGGUGUUAAAUAAAAUUAAUUCCGUUUAUCCGUCUGACUGUGGUGCUCGGUAAAAAAUGACUCGGACAAAUGAUAUGUGUUUGAUUGUUUUAUUUUUGUUUUUUGCGGCCACUGCUACUCAUUUGACACAAGGACAUGUUCUGGAGUUCACGGUGGAGCCGACCGACACUGUGGUCGAAGCCGGUCAAUCGGCGAUGCUUGACUGCGUGGUCCAGGCCGCCCAGCACCAGUCCAGCGUACUGAUCCAGUGGAUCGACAAGGACGGCGUCAGAAUUAACAACGAACAAUACAGGAAUCAACUGACGAACGGAUCCCUCUACAUCAGCAACAUAACGGAACUGCAACCGCUGACGGGGACCUAUCAGUGCAUCGCCAGUUUGCCCAGUAUUGGUUCAAUCAUCAGUCGAACGGCAACACUUAGCAUAGCAAAAUUAAACGGUUUCUUAGAGGAACCGCGGAAUCAAACGGUUUACUCAGGACAAAAGGCCCAUUUUGCGUGUUCGGUAGACGCAUCGCCACCAUCGAAAGUCAGAUGGAGGAUACGAUGGCUGAAGGACGAACGACCACUUCAAAUCGACGAACUGCGAAUGACUGUGCUACCUUCCGGUGCACUAGAAAUCGACGAGGUGCAAGAAUCAGACCAGGGAUGGUACCGAUGCAACGCGACCGGCUACAAUUCGCACAAGUUAAGCAGAGGGGCUAGCUUAACGAUUAACGGGGACCAAGAAACGGCACCACCCAGUUUUAUUGCUGAACCAAGAUCUAUGCAUGUGAUCGAAGGACAAAACGUAUCGUUGGAUUGUGCGGCAAAUGGCAAUCCAACACCCACAAUUAGUUGGCUUAAGGACGGUUACACGAUCGACAUGAAUGACUUGGAUAGCAGAUUUAGUUUAGUGGGAUCCACUUACUCUUUAAGGAUAACUAGGAUUAAAGAAGAGGAUGCGGGAACGUACCAAUGUCGGGCGGAGAAUAGAGAAGAUAGUAUAGACAGAUCGGCGAUGAUUCAAGUUCAAGUGCCUCCUAAAUUUUUAAUAAAACCUCAGGAUAAAAUAGAACAUGUGUCAAAUAACGUAGAACUUCAAUGUAACGUUACCGGUAAACCAGAACCAAAGAUCCAGUGGUUCAAAAAUGGCGAAGCCAUUAUCCACAAUGAUUAUUAUAGCAAUGUAAAUGGCAACAACUUAAAAAUAAGUGGACUUUUAGUUGAUGAUUCUGGAUUGUUUCAAUGUUUUGCUUCCAAUGCGGCUGGUAACAUUCAGGCUGCAGCAAGUUUAAAAGUUAUCGAACAAGGUGUAGUAGCGGACAAAAGAAAAGCACAGAAACACAAACAGAAAAAGUUCCUUCCCCAAAACGACGAACAAUUGCAUAAGCAACGGUCCAAGCUCAUUUUCGAUAAUCUGAAACCAGACAUGGGCGAAACCGCCUAUGCCCAUAAGCCGCGCGAUACCGACUUAACCCGUAAUUCGAAAUUCGAUGCGCACAGUGCUUUUUCUUCGCUAAUAAGUAGCGAAUCUAACGACGAUACUAACCUGGGCGAUGUCCAACCCGCUUUCUCUCCCGCUUCCCUCGAUUCCGCAACAGGAAAUGCCGAGAAGAAGAUAUCGGAUGGACUGCCGGGACCGCCGUUGGACCUUAAAGCUCUGAUAACCAAGGCCAGGUUCAUCAUUCUAAGUUGGAGCCCACCCAUUGAAAAUCGGGAAGCCAUCGAGGCCUAUGGUGUAUACUACAAACAAGAAGGAAGUCAGAGGGAAAGGCUUCAGAAUUCAACCCGACCGAAACUCGAAGAGUUGAGUCUGCAAAAUUUGUCUCCUGGAAAAGUAUAUCAUUUCCGGGUGGUGGCGUUUAAUAGAAGAGGGGCGGGUAUUUCAUCUAAGCCUUUGACUGUUACAACCCAGUCGGAAGAACACGUUGCCAGUGCCCCUCAACAAUUGGAAGCGUUCGCCACCGGUGCCAGAUCCAUCCACAUCAGUUGGGAACCACCAUUAAAUCCAAACGGUGAUAUAAUCAAGUACAACUUAUUUUACAUGGAGACAAGUGGUUCUUUGGAAUACAAUUUUGAGACCAGAGAACAUCAAUAUGAAUUAACCUCCCUAAAUCCUUAUACGGAAUACAGUAUCUGGCUUGUCGCUGUUAAUAUAAACGGGCCAGGCGCAGCUUCUGAAGAAAAGGUUGUACGGACUUUCAGCGACGUUCCGUCAGAACCACCUACCAACAUAACACUAGAACCUGGUAGUACUAGUCUUUUAGUUAGGUGGGAGCCUCCUCCACCAGAAUCCCAAAAUGGAAUUAUCUUGGGAUAUAAAAUAAAAUAUCGCAAAGAAUCGCGAAAGCCUGUUACCAUACAAACGCAAGCCAAAAUGCACCACGUUACUCUUAACAAUCUUGAAAAAGGCACUUUGUACAUGGUAAGAAUAUGGGCUUUAAAUAUAAACGGUACAAGUCCACCUAGUGAGUGGAUUGAAGCUACCACCUACAAGAACGAUAUGGAAGAGACUAAAGUACCUGAUAAGCCAGCGUAUAUCAAAGUCCGGUCUAUGUCGGAUGUUUUAUAUGUCAUGUGGGCGCCACCAAUAAGACAAAACACCAGAAUCCGCAAUUACAUUUUGGGUUGGGGUAAAGGCGUGCCAGACAUGUACACGACCGAAUUGCAUGAAAACAACCGGACAUACAUUAUCAAGAACUUAGAUGCAAAUUCAGAAUAUGUCUUGAGUAUAAGAGCAAGCAAUCAAAUGGGCACCGGCCCACCAACGUAUACCACGGUAAGAACCCAAGAUGAACCAAUUCCAGAGCCUCCGGUACUGCUUAUGCCGCCCAUAGGCCUGAAGGCACACGUAAUAACGCCUCAAUCUGUAGUACUGUAUUGGACAGACCCAAGCUUGAAAAGCCAAGUUGUCAAAGACAAUCGUGUAUACGUCAUAAAGUAUACUGCCGAAAAAUCCUCCAAGAACAAAUUCGAGAACACUUCAGAUUUAAAUUUCAUGAUUGACGAUCUGAAGCCGAACACAGUUUACGAAUUUUCAGUUAAAUUAAUUAAGGGCACAAGAGAAAGUCCUUGGAGCAUGGUGGUCACAAAUAAAACUUUCGAGUUACCACCAAACGUCGCUCCUAGGGAUUUAGAUGUACAUUUCAAGGACGAGGAGAAUCAAAUUGUGGAAUUAACGUGGCAACCACCGAAAACUACCAGCGGUAAAAUAACAGGAUACGUUAUCCUGUAUACGGAGAACAAAACUCGCAGUGAUCGUGAAUGGCAUGCAAUUGCCAUCAAAGGGGACAAUCAUUCUAGUGUCAUCUACGAUUUGAAACCUGUUACUCUCUACUAUUUUAAGGUCCAGGCAAGAAACAGUCGAGGUUAUGGGCCCUUUUCUGGUAUAGUGUCCUUCAGAACUGGACAAAAUGUUGCCACUUAUAGCAAGGUGCACAACAAUAUUGAUUCUCAGGGCAUUUUCUCCAAGAGUUUUCUGCUGUAUCUCCUUGGAGUGGGUUGCUUUAUUGCAGUAGCCACUGUGGCCGGCGUGGUCAUAUUCCUCUGCUGUAGGAAAAAGGACCCAGCUACAACGUCGCCGGAUCGUAGCAAAAAAGGUUAUCAGAAAGGUAAUCAGAACAUUAAACCACCUGACUUGUGGAUCCACCACGAUCAAAUGGAACUUAAGGCAGAAAAACGUCAUUCAAAUAACGAUGGUGCGAGCAGCAGUGGUGCCAUGACGUUACCUCGCAGCGUGGGAGGAAACGACUAUGACAAUCAUGAUAGUGUACACACCAAUUCACUGGACAAAAGGAACUACGCACCUGGAAAUUAUGGAGGUAGUUCGACUGACGAAAAAAAUAAACGACCCGUCAAAUCCAAACCGAUUAUUUCGUUGCCCGUAGAUUCAAAACCUCCUCGAGAACCAAUUGCGACUCCAAUUAACACUGCGACUUUGAGCCAAUCGAGUUCCGAUUCCACUCCAUCUAGUAGACCAUCUUACCAAAGGACUCAGUAUUCUUUACCACGUUCACAUGUUCAGAGCGACACUCAUGCAAUAUCAAAUACACCGACUAUAGAACAGAUGUACUCUGGGCAUCCUGGACACGCAACAUACGAAACGAAUACACCCACUGCCGGAUAUAUCAACCAACCGCCUGUAGCACAUGUACCUCCUGGUAGCACCUACGCCCCGGGCAUGAACAUCAUGGCGGACCAGGCAGCCAAACGGGCCCAGGGACAAGGUCACCCGCUCAAAAGCUUCACCGUGCCUGCCCCGCCGCCCAUUUCGGCACCAGGGACUCCGCAAGCAAAACACAUCGUUACAGUCCGACCUAAUUCUUCGCCAUUUAAAAAGGCCCCAACAAGUGGUAGCACCAGCACACUGACCGGCACGCCGCCAUCCCGAAUCAGCGCCUCCAAUCCACCGCCCCACACGCCCGAAGAAGUGCAACGUCUAAAUUCAUCUCACUCGACGGAAGAGCUCAAUCAGGAGAUGGCCAAUCUGGAAGGACUUAUGCUCACAUUAAACGCUAUUACCGCGAACGAAUUCGAGUGCUAGAGUGUACGGUUUAUUAUUUACUGUUAUUUACCCUUGAGACUGAUUUUUGUGGCGUUUUGUUGAUUAGAUGUCGGGAGAAUGGUUUUAGGGCAAUAACCGCGGGGAAAAGGAACAAUUACUAAAUCACAAUGAUUAAGAUAUGUGCAUUUAUUAUAUACAGGGUGUUCCUAGCAUACAUGCUUUCAUGAAAUGACUCGCAAGAUCAUAAAUAGCUAAUUGUAAGAACAGUACCGUACCGAAUUCAAAUAGAGUUCAUAAGUGUCCUGUUUAAGACGUUUCUCUUUUCCCCCGAUGUCGCGCCGUUGCAAUACUAGGUAGUUUUGUUACCAGGUCGUAAAAUUGCAUAAACUAUUGGCACUUUAUUUUUUAUGUAAAUAUUGUAAACAGAUUAACUUAAAUUCCAAUUAACGAUUAAGUUGGUUUUUCUACGAUUGUUAUUAUGUGAUAAUAGAUGGAAUCUUUUUUCUCAAGUACAUUAUGUAUGUUUUGAAAACAUUUAUUUUACUACUCUUUCUCUGAUAAUUAAUUUGAAAUUCGUCAUGCCAUGAUGAGGCAAAAUUAUUAUUUUUAUAUUUCUUUUACCUGUUUACAAAUGUUAAGCAGCGUACAACGAUCUCAGUUUAAAUAUUAUGCAGUUUAUGCGUGGCUAUAAACAAAUAUAUUUAUUGAAAUUGAGGCAAUCUACGUGAAUAAAAAAAUAUACGCAGUAUUUUAAAAAAUUAUAUUUUAAUGUACUAAGAGGAAAACAAUAUAAAAAUUUAUUGUGUUAUGACAAAAAUCGUAUAUCUAAACCCAGUGCAUUUAAAAAUUGUACUGACUUUUUACCAUGUAGAUUAACCUCAUUGUAAUCCAACUUGUUCAUUUUAUAUGAUGCAUAUAAAAUUGAAAUUAAGUGAAUGCCUAUGUAAUCAGUGAGAAACUCCAGUGGCUUGGCCUAAAUGUCGAUAAAAGAUUCAGUAAUCCACAGCAUUUUAUAUUUUUUAAUAUUGCUCAUUGGUCGAUCUGAUUUUUUUACCACACCUAUGAUCCUCUGUAAUAGGGGAUAUAAAAUUAAAUCAUGUGGCAUCAGUAGUACUAUAUUUUAAUGAUUAAAUUUAAAAUAGGAAUAUUAAAAUAAUUACAGUGUGAUUUUACGUUAAUAAAUUAGAUUUUAAUGGGGGGUUCUCGAUUUUUUUGAGUGGAUCGUAAUAAUUCUUUAUUUAAUCACACUGUACAUCUUAAUGUGAUAUUUUCGUCAUAUUUAUAAUUCUAAUUUUUAGGAAACUUAAAUAUUCUUAUUUUAAAUGUUGAAAAAAGUAUUCUUGCCCUAUAUUCUUCUUAAAUAUUUAAUAACGUCUAACGUAACGAAUUGGGCGUUCUUCAAAUAGCAGGACUAAAAAGCACAAUUAUUAUUAAAUAUUUAUUUAUGAAGAUGCCAUUACUGUAAAUAUUUAAUGUGAAUAAAUUAGGUUUAGUACAAUGAAAUUUUGUAUUAUUGUAUAACCACAGCUAGUUAUUAUGCACAUGAAAAUAUUUUUGCUACAGUAGUACAAAAUGUAAAAUAAGGAAUACUAUUAGCAAAAUGUAUAACUGAUUCAAAUACACAAAUGAAUACUGGCUGCUUAUGAUGAAAUUGCCAAAACUGUUACGAGCAAAAUUGUGUCAGACUUGAUGUGUCUACUUCGAACUUUUAUAUAACAUAAGCACUGACCUGGGAAAUGAUUCAGUAUUUAAAUACUACUUUAAUAUUUAAACAUUUGUUAACUAAUUUAAUUCUUGUUUUAUUGUAACUUACUAUUCGGAAUUUAUAAAAAAAUGGCUUUUGUACCAUUUGUAAACAUGUAUUUAGAUAAUUUUUCUACCCCAGAUUCGUGAAUUUUUAUAAAUAGAUUUUUCUAAAUUAAACAUUGUAAAAUAAUUGCUUUAACGAAAUGUAACAGUAUUUUAAGUUAUAAAUUAUCUAUUUUGUACAUUACGAUUGUGUUAGAACGAAUAUUUUAUUUUAAAUAUUUAUUUAUAGUAAUUUUAUAUGUGACGUGUGAUUUUUUGUUUAGGGGUAAUGCGAAAUGCAAAUGCCUUAAACGCGAUAUUUAGAAUAUUGAUAUUUUAAGAUCGUUUUUUACUGUUUGUAGUUACUAUUACUAUUACAAUAAAUGUGACUGACAUAAAAUAAAAAACAAAUGGUAA